GCACGCUUUUUUUUAAGGACUAAAAUUUGAGACGAGAGCGAACCCUUUGGAUCGAUCGUCCUCGAUGAAUGCAAACGUGUCGUGUGCAUUAUGUGUCGCGCGUAGGCGUGUUUGCUUCGUUUCGUUUCACGUAGAUCCAUGUCAUCCCGUCUUACCUUCUCCCUUUUUUCUCUUUUUCCACGAAUUACUUAUCUUCUUUAUCGUACACGGACACAUCAUAUACUUCUUUACAAGUUUUCGAUUAGCGAUCGAUUCGAACUUUGCGCGUAUUUCGAACGCAGAGGGGAAGAGUGCGUUUGACAAAGGAGAUUCUCGCCGCGGCGCAGCAACUUUCCCAAUCGGAAAAAACGAGCGCGUUAAUUCGCGAGAAAAGAAUCCAGAUGGAAAAUAUCCCGCGUUUGCUCGAUCGUUUGGAAAAAUUCCAAUAACGCGGACUGAGAUCUUGACGCUCGCGAUCCUCGAUCUUUCUUCCCGUUUCGUCUACGGAAUUUAACCCUUUCAUAAUUUACCAAUCGUUUUUUCCCAAAUAUCUUUUAUUCCACUUGUAUUCGUAAGCGAGUGGAUGAAUCGUCGUUGAAUCGAAAACGGAUCCCUAAAUUGAAAUUGGAUCAUUUUUGUUUCGAAUCUGUAAAUUUUGAGAAAUUUUAUUUUUAUCGAAAACGAAAAAUUCGAAAUGCAUCGAUUUUCGUUCGAUAACGAUUUUAACGUAUUCGUUAAUAAUUGUCGAAAGUUGUCGAAGAAAGAGAUGAAAAAAAAUAUCUAUGCACGAUAUUAUCCAUAGAAAUGGCAAGUGGUUAAGGAUUGAAAACGUUCGUUCUUACAACGUGUAGCAGCGUAGUUCUCGAUCGAAUUUCAGAGCGCAUGCCGGAUUCGUUAACCGGAUGAAUCGUCGUUGUGAAUGAAUUCGUUAUCUGAGGAAAUGGUCGCGACUCGCCAUGCUGCGUGAGUCGUAUCGUAUCGCGUAAGGUCAGCCUUAUGGAGGAGCCGCCCGAAUCGGGCCAAAAAUCGCACGAAAUUGAUAACGGUAAUCGAUACGCGCUUGCCUUCGGUUUUAUAAUCGAUUUUUCCCCUCUGCAGCUGCGACGAGAGUGAAAAGCGAUUCUUCGUAGGUAAAAAAAAAAAAAACGAGGGUUAACACGGUCGAUAUAUCGUAUUUAUCGAAGAAAUUCGGUACAUGUAUUUCGCGAUUUCACGAGAUGUUUUCGCGAACAGCACGCAUAUGCGUGCGGAGCGUGCGCGCAGGCCACCGCUGGUUUACUUUAGAGACUGCUGCUCCCUCUCUCUCUCCCUCUCUCCCUCUCUCCGGCGCGCGGGACCGCGGUUCAAUGUCGUCAGAAGCAGUCAACAACAAUGUGUAACCGCUAAAAAUACUCCUCUCUCUUUCCUCUUUUUUCUCUCUCCCUCUCUCUCUCUUUCUCUCUCCGUCUCUUCGAUUCCCGGGUGUCCGUCCUCCGUCCUACUCUGCGCCCGUUCAUGAGUUUCCUUCGCCCGCCUUGUUUCUUCUCUCCGUGUCACCGAGAACUCGAGUCCAUUGCCACCAUCGCUACGCCACUUUGAAUAACCGCCGCCCCGCGGUAAUAGUUUCCUCCCGAGUCUUAGCGGCAAGUUCAAGACCUCUCUCUCUCUCUCUCUCUCGCGCGCGCGGACCCUAUUCGUCGGAAACGUUUUAUUUAUUCCGCUUACGUUUUCUUCGUAUUAUCGUUUUCAUCGAAAACUCUGCCGCGUUCCUGCCCACCACUUACUCUCGCGACACGGUCAACGACGAGCUCUCGAUUAUGUCGUUCUCCGAACCGAACUUACGUAGAUACUUACCUUGCUCGUGUCGGCCGAUGUUUGCGCGACAAUAGGAAAGAGUUAUACCCGAGAUAAGAGAUACGAACGCGCGCGACGCUAUCUCGCAGUCGUUUCUACGAUACGUUUUCUCGCCGUUACGGUACGAUCCGCGAAAGUUGGCGGAUGAAAAUUCCGAGCCGCCCACUUACGCGCUCUAGGCGCCUCAUCGCUCGGGAAUCGAUGGUCGCCCAUUGCGAUUUCGACCGAUGCGAUGAUCGCUUCGCAAAUAUAGAGAUGGCGAUCGCGUCAAGUUUCGAUUUUCCGAAUCGCGAAUCACGAUUCCGCGGAAUCCGAGAUCGUUAUUGGGAACGUGUCGGCCGAGCGGAAUGUCGAGAAAAUUCGUGAGUCAGCUCAACUGCCUACCGAGAAACCGGUUCUUCGCGCUAUGAGAAAUUAUGACUCGAAUGCUCGUGCGACGAAUACCCGAGUGUCUUUGAGGCUGACCGCCUCUUCGCCGUUGAUCGUCGUCUCGAAUGGGAAUUCGAUCGAUCGGCGGGCAACCUCCCUCUUUUCUUCUUCUUUUCUUCGUCCGCGAGUGACGCGGAGCGAGGAAGGGCUCGUAACAAAAACAAAGUGAAUUUUUCCUUCGAGGCUACUCUUUAUCGAGGCUUUAUCGUUCGAAUAGAAUAUUGUAAUUACAUUGUAAAUAUAUUUCGAUGCAAAGUCUACGCUUUCGUCAUCGCUAUUCGCGUUAUGUCGAUAUCUCGGUUGAAACUGUUAUUUAGUAGAUUAUACGUUUCUCUUUUCUUCAAACUGAGAGAGCAACGAUUAUUCUAUAACGUUUAUACGAAUUUCUCUCUCUCUCUCUCUCCGAAUAAUCCGGGAACGAAACAAUAACUGGAGUAAAACAGCAUCGCGAUGAACCGAUGAACGGGCCAUGUGAUCGGACUCGAAUGCGUAUUAAAUUGCGUAUCAAAGGUCGCGCGAGAUUGCGCUCUCCUCUCUUCCCUUCCGUUCUCUCGCGCGAUUUCUCACCGAUCAUCUUACGUUUCCGUUUCGUAUUUCAAAUGUACCGCGUUAUCGAUCGAUUCCGCGAGAGCGGUUCGAGAGAGAGGGAGAGAUAUCGGCAGACGAUUUCUCACCGAUUAUCGCGAGGAGUUUUGUUAAACGAUAAGGGUGAAAUCCCGUUGAACGAGAGAUGCUGCCGGAUCGAUUCGCGCCGACAAAGACGACUCCUCGAAACUCCCUCUCCUCUCCCUUUCGCUUUCUCUUUACGAGCGUCGUCCUGCUAACUCGUGGAAAGUUGGUCCCCUUAAUUGCUAAUUAAUCCUAAUUGAUAAUUCCCUCGAUAGUGUUAGAGGGAAGUAAUCUCCAAGUAUGUUUACGCGAAACUUUGGACGAGCAAUCGUCGGAUCUUGGUCCGACAUCUCGUCAACCUCGUCGAUCCGCGCUCCCUCCCCCGUUUCGCCUCUCGUCCCUCCUCCCAGCCGAAUCGAUCUUUCUCAACGAUCGAUCGCGCCGGGAAAUCUCGACCCAAGCUCGAAAUAUUUGCCCGAUCCGCUACGUUACACGCGUUUCCUCGAGAUUCCAUUUUUUUUCUCUCUUUCAUUCUUUUUUUUUCCUUUUUUUCUUUUCGUCGAUGUCGUUACGCGUCGAAAAAUUAAAAGCACCCGUAUGAAGAGAAACCGUGUUUUCGAUCGGUGCGUCGAUAACGCGUCCCGUACGUAUGUAUCUGAUCGUCUUCUACUCUCGAUCCCGAUUCAACGUUGAAUCGCGUAACGAAGCGAACGUUUUCGUAGAGAUGAUUCGAAAAUAGGGGAAAAAAGAAGGUAGGAACGUAAUACUUUAUGCAACGGUGCGAUGUAACAGCGAUAUAACGAGGAUAUAACUCGAGUGUGUGCAGCGUAAAGCAAAUAUUUGCGCACCGGAGCACGUUCGAAUCGCGGAGAACUAGAGAAGAUGGAAGAAGCUAGAGCGUGAUUCCGAUUGCUCGUAAAAAUCGCUCGUAUUCCGCGCUCGAAAGUCGACAAUUACGAUACUACGGGCGAUAACGUGGUGGAAUUAAUUAACACGAUGCUCGAACGUCGAUUAUUCUUUCCCAUUGUCGUCGUGAACACACACACGUAUGUUCAACGAAUCUCGAUUUUUCUUCUCGGUUGCCCUACUUGUGCCCGCGAUCUUGCGUCCCUCUCGCGAUAUUCGCGUUGGGAAGAUAGGCGGACGACAAUCGGUAUCGACCACGCGUGACGUUUGCCCAACACGUGAGGAAAAUGCGAACGUAAACGUCACGCGUGUCACGUGAUCUGCGUAGGAGCAAAAAGCAGGGACGACGACGACGAAGCGGACGAACGAACGAACGAGAAGAAACGAGGAGAAGCAUAGGCGGUCGCGGCGAUACGCGGCGUAUUUUCGUUUGUGAACGAAACGUGAGUGGCGCGUUAUCGGCACACGUCAUCGGUAGCCGAUGAUCGGUCGGAGGAACGGGCGUGCACGGACGGCCAGAUAAAUCGAUAUGUCGGUGAAAAAUUAUUUCACGAUACGCGAGCGUAGUCGGUCGAUUCAAAGGUUUCGUCGAGGCGGAACGUCGACGUUUCGCUAAUGAAAUCGAUCGUCGUGAAUGAAAUGCUGCAUCGUCGCGACGUCAAGCGCCACGUGACUUUUAAAUGUAUGCUCGUGCACGGCUCUCCGUGCGCGAAACCUCGUACGUACGUGCACGCGCACACACGUAUACGUAUGCACGGAUGGAUGUCGGCCCGUUCGAGGUCGUUCCUCGACAGCGUCCAACGAUAACGCAACAAAACGUUCCCCGAGUUUUCGUUUUUCUACGUCAGUCACUCGGUAAUACUCGGAGUACGCGUCAUUAGUAUUCCGCGAAACUCGUUCGUCUCGAAUGCGAAGGCGCCUCGUUUCUUCCACGAGCCGUGAUUGCGAAAAAAAAAAAAUAAAAAAUAAAUAAAAAGAGGAAAGAAAAAGAAGGCGAAUACGCGGAUUUGUGACAUCGAGAUCGAAGAAAUAGCGAUGUGGAGAGGAAAAGUGAUACGAGCGGAAGAAUAAUCGGUUUCGCGUAAGAAUUCGAGUACGAUGACGAUGGCGAACUCGAAAUUAUCGAUAGUUGCUCUCCACUCUAUCGGCAAUUCGGUGUCAACGAGGAGACAAAGAGACCAGCCGAAAAUGAUACGAUCGAUGGUAUGCGGGAACGUAAGCACGAGCGGGAGCGCGAGCUCUUUGUCGUUCGUACGAAGAGGAAGAAGAAAACUUUCAACGAGUCGCGCGUUCUCACAACUGCCAGUCCAGAGGCUACGAACAAAUCUAAUUGGCUGGCACGAGCGUGUUAGUGCGGCACAUUCUGGAAAACGGAAUAUACCAUGAAGCGACGCGUGUGUCGCGUGUGACGAUGUACAACGACACGGGAAGGUAGUAGUGACGCGGAACCGAAUAUCGUUGGUACUCUUCGUCGUCGUCGUCGUCGUCGUCGUCGUCGUCGUAUUCGUAGUUCGUAGUUCGUAGUCGUAGUCGCCGCGCAACGUUGUUUCACACAAUCUCCUCCCUGCGUGUCCCCGCUUUCAGACGGUGGAUUAUAAGGAAUGUCGAGGAACGGUGCUAUUUCUGCCGCGUCUCUAUUCCGUAACAAUCAGGGACGUACCGAGCGAAGGCGUUUCUCUGUCUCGCAAUGAUCCUCGCUUCACCAUGCAGAUCUCUCGCGCUUAAUCCCAAUUUAAUCGGGAGCAUAUCGUUUGACGCUCCGUGUUCGCGAGCUACUUUUAGAACGAUUGUGCGCUAUUCUUUGAUACCGAUUAUUGUCUCUGAUCGAGGCGAUAUCGAGGCUACUUUCUAACGCGUAGAAAAUUAUCUCGCGUAUAUAUUUGAAAGAAGAUUUUUUUUUUAUUUUCAUUUUUUCACGUUCGAUCGCACUUCGUGUCGUACAUUUAGCAAAUUUAAUCUCGAUACCGAUCGAGAGCGAUCAACAUAUUCGUAAUAACAAUUUGGUAUAUAGAGCGCGUUUCAAAGUUGAUCGUGUUAUAACGACAACGUGGUGGUACGCGGCGUUAAGUAUGCCGAGAAUUCGUAGCGGAAACGAGAGAUCCACGCAUAACAACGUAACAGUACCGGCGGCAUAGAAAAUAUGAUUUUCCGCAUAGCUUGGAAUUCGUUGCACUCCGUGUUCGUUCCGUGGCACGCGCGCGCUCGUUUACCGGUUCGACCGAUUCACCACCGCGAACGCGCGACAAUCGGAAUCCUAUACUUUUCGAUACAAGCACGAAGCGCGUAAAGUCCGGGACGCGAUAGCACGGCAAAAGCGAGGCGCUAUGAAUUUUUCAACAGGCCAAACCAGCCAUAUGCUCGUCUCACGUGACAGCCCAUAUCUGUAGAAUCCCAGCGACCUGUGCCACAUAAUUUUCCGCGUACACACGAUGCACGGACGGAAUGUUGUGUCACGCUUACGCUGCUCUCACUUCACCCUAUACGCGUCCGUAUUCACAAACACGCGCGCAUACACGCGCGUAUACGUCGGGCUUUUAUCGCGCACGCAUACACGUAAACGUAUCGCAGUACAGCGCCACCCCGAAUACCGGAUGUGACGACACUCGCGCACUUGGCCCGACGCACUCUUGAGAUGCCCCCUCCCCGCCCCCUUCUUCUCUUGCUCUAUUUCUCUCUUCCUCUAUAUAUUUCUUUCCCUCGGUUUCUUCCUCCCUUACCCAUCGCCCUCCCCUCCCUCCCUCCUUCUCCGCUUCCCCGCUCCCGCCUCCCCUCUCCCGCCGCGGCGCACACUGCUCGGUACGCGAGUAGUCUCUCCCUCUGCUCCCCUAGUACCCCUACCCCUCCCUUACGCUCUCCCCUCCUUAACAGGGCGCUAUUUACCCUCGCAGUUUCGGCGACGACCGAGCGCGGCGCUGCGCUCUUGCGUCGCAUCUUGUUCGGUGUGCGUUGCGUCGACGUGCACGGCGGCGUCAGACUCACGUUAGCGCGCACAGUCCCACGCGGAACUUCGCGCGUGUCCGCUGCUCAAAGUGUCAUCGCGAAUCGAAAGUUUCGCGUUCGCGUCCGAUUUCGCCGUGUCUCUCAUCUCCGUCCGUCGAGGGACGAGCAACGAAACACGGUUCCCUCGUGUCGUGUCGAACGAGAACCGUUCUCGAUUUCACGGCCGUCGGGCCACGCCGUCGAUCCGGACGACGAUGUCGCGUGUGUGCCAACGAAACCUACGACCCGCCGUUAACGGAAAAGGAAAAAAGACGGCGGGAGAAAGGAGGAUGGAGGACGAGGGAGGAGAGAGAGAGAGAGAAAACAACACAUUCGCGGCCAUUUUAACUGCGUCGUACGCUAACCCGGGCCACCCAGUGUGUAGUACGAGAGUCGGAGAACCUCCGUAACGUCGCCGCUCUCUCUCUCCUUAGGCUUAAACUGCGUCUCUCGCGUGUGCGCUUUGCUUCUGCGCACGCGAGUCGGUACAUGUUUUCUCACGCAUACAUCGGACCGUUCAUGACGCUCGUGCGUUACGCACACUUUCACGUUUUCGACAGAGUUGUUUGUCGCGUUCGGGACCGUGUUUCGUCACGAUUCGAAGCCGAGUCGCAGAAAAUUGACAGUGACGGGGGAGAGGGAGGGGGGGAGGGGAGAAGAGAGGAAAGGAAUCGUACGUAUGGAACCGUCGAUACAGUGACAAAACGGGGAGAAGCGACACGCGAACGAACCAACGAACGAACGAACGAACGGUCAACGGAACGUGUGCGCUCGACCGGUAUGUUUGCUCGUUUCGUGACGCGAAACGCGCCAAUCGGCAAACUGGCGAGAACAAGGAAUAACCGCUGGUUCUCGUACAAUGGGCAAAUUGUGACGCAGAGUGCGAAGAACGUAUACGGUCGUAAUCGAGGAAAUCGUCCCCCUCGUGAAAUUCGACGAACACGAGGACGAUAACGAAGGAAGGAAGGAACGAACGAUCAAUCGAAAUAGAAGAGCGAGGAAAUUUGUUCAGCCGGUAACAACGAACUUGACAGCGACCGGAGUUAUCCUAUGAUAAACCGUGCGGAAGAAGAAAUUGGAAAUGGACGACGAUGGGAUAAUUAAAAGUGCGCGAAGAGUAUCGAGAAACGAAAUACAAGGUGUGUGUGGUGUGUGUAUAUGUAUAUAUAUACACCACAUAUAUAUAUAUCUGUAUAUGUAUAUAUGUAUAUGUAUAUACAUACACGACACGUAUAUACGUAUAUGUACCGUGUCGACGAGACGAAGAAUCGUCGUAAAUAAAUUCUGUGGUGAGACGGAGGAGCGAGGAAAAGACAAGGAUGGAAGGAUUUACGGCAUUAAACGACGACGAAGCAUGGUGGACGAUAGGAUAGAGGGAAAGAACCGAAAACCCAAUCUAUCGACUUCGACGUCUCGCAUUCCCCGCGAUCGAUCACCAACCUGAGAAUACAGCCCGACCGUUUUCAACCGAAGAUGCACCGUCCGCGUUUUCUCCAAUCGUUUCCUCACACCGACACUCUCGCACCGUCCAAUGAUGCGUCUGCCGUGCGUUGUUCAGGAUUUGGAACGAACCCGUCCUACUUUCGUCUUACGAGACAGAGAAUCGGAAGGAUGUUGGUCGAGGUAUUUCGCACUGCUGCAAACAAUGGAACGAAACUUAACGUGAACGAAGUGAUGCAAUCGGUGCAACAGAUUGUCGAAGACCCUGACACGCAAGUUCGGUUGGACCUGGUGGAGCAUAUACCUCAUGUCGCGACGAUCUGCCAAGAAUCUCCUCAUCUAUUCGACAAUGUCGUUCACGAUCAUUUACUUGGUAUCAUUAUCAAAUAUCUACAGGAUCAAGAUAAUCAGGUACGAAUGACAGCCCAGACAGCGGUGUUAACGUUAACGAAGAAGGGAGUUCUCGACAACAUCACGAUCGAGGUCAAACUGUGUCCCGUAAUAGAAACCCUCUGUAGGUCCGUCGAUUUCCUUAGCUCUGGCAUCUCCCUCAUGUGCAAAAUGGCGCCGCUCAUUGGCAAAGAGAUGACGGAAAAGAUUUUUCUGGAUAGAUACAUCGCUCUCUGCAAAGACAAAGAAUUUUAUACGAGAAAAAUCUGCGCGUCGCACUUUGGCAAACUUUGCUCCGCUGUUGGGAGGAAGACCCUUUUCCGAAAAUUGUUUCCGGUAUUUGUCGAUCUGUGUUGCGAUACAGUGUGGGGUGUCCGAAAAGCGUGCGUGGACGUUAUGAUGCCAGUUUCGUGCUGUAUGACUCUUCAACAUCGUCGAUUACUCUUGGCAGAUCUUCUUGCCACGCAUCUUAACGACGAUUCGAAGUGGGUGCGAAUGUCUGCCUUUCAAAUUUUAGGACCAUUUAUAUCUACGUUCGCGAAACAGUUUACCGAAGUGACUUAUAAUCAACACGGUGAAUUAGUAUUUACCAGCCAACAAGAUACUCGUUUCAGUAUAAGGUAUUUGUACGAAGGAAUAUUCCCCACCAAGUGCGCGAUACGAAGUCAUACACUCGACGCAGAGGAUAAUAAUUCUAAGGAUAACUUCAAUUUAUCUGUGAUAAUACAAAAACCAAUCUUCGAAGAAGACGAUGACGAGGAUGAGUCUCAGGAAGAUCAUAUUUCCAGGAUGAGAGCUUAUAAAUCGAAGAUACAGAGAAAGCAUCUAAAAAAUGACAAAGAUGAUCAAAAUACAUUGGACGACACGGAAAAUUUUAAUCCAUUCCUGUACUAUUACAUAGCACCGGAUCUUCCAUUGGACGACGAACUUGUCGAAGCUGCCAAAAAAUCUGCGGCGCAAAAUAAUGUAAAUCGGAAACAGCCGUUGAUCGGCGUUACAGCUUCUAGUAAAGCAUCGUUAUUAGAUAACAUGUUAAAAGAAGAUAAAUAUUCGACGGACAAAUUCGAUGUUAUCAAUUUCAACGAUCAAGAGAUCGUUCCUCAACAUUUGAUCGAUUCGUUUUUGUCAAUGGCCGAGCCGGAACAAUGUUCAGACAUGGGCACGGAUAUUCCUCAUCAUUGCGCUUUUAGCUUUCCCGCGGUUGUGCUCACGUUAGGGAAAGAAAAUUGGCCAUAUUUGAAGCAAGCUUACCAAUCUUUGGCAAGUGCCAAUCAAUGGAAAGUGAGACGCACAUUAGCCUCCAGUAUCCAUGAAAUCGCUAUUAUUCUUGGAGAGGAACUUACCGUCACUGAUCUUGUUCCGAUCUACGAUGGAUUUAUCAAAGAUUUAGACGAGGUCAGAAUAGGUGUGCUCAAACAUCUAGCGACAUUUUUGAAAAUACUCAAACCGACCGAUCGUCGCCAAUAUUUGCCAAGACUGAAGGAAUUCCUUUCCACCGAUACCGAGUGGAAUUGGAGAUUUCGAGAAGAGUUGGCUACUCAGUUGUUAGAAGUUGUGAAUCUGUUUAACCCUGCGGACGUAGAACGGCACAUAGUAUCAUUGUCUCUUGAAUUGUUGCGCGACAAAGUUGCCGCUGUGAGAUAUGUUGCGCUUUCUUUGGUUACGCAAAUAGUAGCUCAUCUGUCUGACAACGAACGUCACGUAACGGCGCUAUUUCAAGAGCUUAGAUUUUCUCUUGUGUAUGCAAAAAAAUGGAUCAGAAGGCAGACGUUCGCUUUUGUAUGCGCCAAAUUAAUAUCCAGCAACGCUAUUAGUGGGGAUAGAUUUUCCCAGGAAAUGUUACCUAAUUUGUUAAAAUUAUCCACCGACAAAGUACCAAACGUAAGAUUAGUUGUAGCGAGAACUUUAUCGAAGAACGUUAUUCCUAUGGGAUCAGAAUGGUUGGGAGUCGAACAGGCGGAAGAAGUGGAGAAAAGACUCAGAGAGAUGAGAUCAGAUCCGGAUAGAGACGUUCGAAUGCUAGCCGGUGGCGAGGAGAAUUCUGUAUUAGAUAUAUUGUCGCAAACGAAAACCGAACAAUCGAACAAGAACAUAAUGUUUUAACGAACUCGAACGAGAAUCAAGUUCUAAUUAAUUUCCUGCCACGUGAAACAAUUUUAUAUCGAACUCUGCCAAAUGAAAGAAUGAAGAAGAAAGGAUGUCGUAUGAAAGUUCUUCCACGUGUGAAUUAUCUUUGUAAAGUUUGUAAGAGGAAAAUUAAUUGGAUGGAAGAAAUAACAAUUUUGUUAUAUCAAGAAAACGAAUGAAAAAGUUUUUUCGAAGAAUAAGCUGGUGUAUUUGUGAUGUAAAAAAAAAAAAAAAAAAGAAAGAAAGAAUGAAAGGAAAAAAAGAAAAAUGAGCUCAAGUUUUACAGAAGCGAACAAACAAAAUAUAAUACCAUUUAGUGCAGUUAAGAUAGAAAAAGUGCAACUUAGCGUUGUUGUUGCAACCAAGGGACCGAUGCCCUUUUAGAUUAUAAGACAGAUUAUAAAUAUCAAUGGUUAAAAGACAUUGCACAGUUAUAUAAGAGUGUGUGUGCGUGUUUAAAAAGAAGUGAACAUACACUGCCACUCAAAAGUAUUAGGACAUUCAAUUGUAAUAAAUACUUGUAAAAAGUUAUGAAAUCAUCGAAUACUGAAAAUUUCACUAAAUUUUAUGUACUCUAUUUUGUACCGUAUUAGAGAGAAUAUAUUUUACCGAUAAUUCCUUAAA
This is a messenger RNA of Apis cerana (Asiatic honeybee), 11316 nucleotides long. Its product is annotated as serine/threonine-protein phosphatase 4 regulatory subunit 1. The record is from RefSeq and is a predicted model, not a curated record. Gene Ontology annotation, cellular component: cytoplasm. Gene Ontology annotation, biological process: protein dephosphorylation. Lineage: Eukaryota; Metazoa; Arthropoda; Insecta; Hymenoptera; Apidae. Gene Ontology annotation, molecular function: protein phosphatase regulator activity.